Molecule: messenger RNA, 3393 nt
Organism: Hypanus sabinus (Atlantic stingray)
Lineage: Eukaryota; Metazoa; Chordata; Chondrichthyes; Myliobatiformes; Dasyatidae
Product: small conductance calcium-activated potassium channel protein 3-like
Exons: 8
Coding region: 1149-3134 (661 amino acids)
Biological process (GO): potassium ion transmembrane transport
Cellular component (GO): neuronal cell body; neuron projection; plasma membrane
Molecular function (GO): small conductance calcium-activated potassium channel activity; calmodulin binding
Source: RefSeq, a predicted model, not a curated record
UUAAUAUACACAGCAUAGUUACGCCCGUGAUGCCGUUCUUGCACUCACAUAUACUUCUGCAUAUGGUAAUAAACUCGGCUUUGUUGUAACUGCGUGCACAUGACAAUUUUCAUGGGUUGUCCUGUUGCCCAGGACAAUGUUAUUACCCACACAUCGGCUGAUGCGCCGCCCUAACCACACGGCAACGUUGCUGAUACCAUUAGAGCAAAACUGUUCCGAGAUUUUUGGUUGUAGAUUAAUUAUCGGGAUUCAAUCAUAGCCUCCCCCUGAGCGAUUUGCAAUACUUUCGUUGGUCAGAAACUUCAAGGCCACAAUUGCAUUGAAUUCGGUUAAAAACCUCCUGCUUCACCAAAGCUAAGGAGCGGUCUGGUGGACUACAAGUCCCAGGGAGCAACGGGGCAGCGGGGGGGGGGGCAGGUCAACGCGUGCGCACCGGCCUCCCAAUGUGGGAGAGCAGCCGGCUGGUCGGGGUGGAGGCGUGGUCUGGAGAACGUCGUCCAAUGGAGAGGUGAGGAGGCCGGAGAAGGGGCGGGGUCGGCGGCCGCAAGGGAGGGCGUGGUCUGGAAGGGAGCGUCGGCCAAUGAGAAGGCAGUGGAGGUGGGGAAGAGGGCGGGGUCGGGUACAGCUGGGAGGAGGGUGAGCCCGGAGGUUUGCCGAAGCGUUUUCGUUGGAAUGGGUCGGGGCGGAUCUCGGUGAAGCGACGGCUGAGGAGGCAGCGGCGGCGGCGGCGGCGGCGGCGGCGAGCCGGGGACUGAUGGCGGUGGGCGGAGGCAGACUGGGCUGUUGGAGCUGAGAGGGAUUGAGGGUCGGGGUGGAUUGUUAGGGUUGGGUUAAAUUGUGGGUUUCGAUUUGGGUUUGAGGUUGGGGAGGGUGGGAGGGGACGGGGAGUGGGAUGCUACCCGGAGAAGGCGGAUAACCAGCUUUGCUAGCGGGAGAGAGCAAGUGGUGGAGCUCUCCCCGUUGGCGGUUAGAGAAGGCGGCGAGUCAAGUUGGGAGGUGGGUGGGGGGGGAGGAGAGGUGGAACGGAGGAGAGGAGGAGGGAGUGAGGGAGGGAAGGGGUGGAGCACUCCACUCCUAGUUUGCAGCCUGCAGACUUUUGGCAGCCCAGAGACUUUGUGCCUGGGGAGUGGGUAAGGUACUAACUGACCAUGGAGGGCGCGCACUGCCAUGACUCCGGGGUGGCGGACCUGGACGAAGACUCGGUUAGGUGUCAAUGUCCCGGGGUGGCGGGUAUCCGGGAGCCUGCUCCGCCUGGCCAGCCGCCUCGCUGCCACCAGCCAGGGUGUCCGGCUCCGCUUCUGCCCCGGCCGCCCAAGACGUCGCCGACCACCUUCUGCCCGGACGCCAGUACCCUGGCCGCGGGGCAGCCCUCCUCUUCCAGGCAUGGCAGUCUGCUCCAGCUGGGCGAAGACCACCCUGCCGGGGUCAAGCACCGGCAGCCCAGUCCGCUGGUCCCCAGGAGGGACAGCAACCCCUUCACCGAAAUCGCCAUGAGUAGCUGCAAGUACAACGGCGGCGUGGUGAAGCCACUCACCAGCCUCAGCACCUCCAAGCGGAACCUGGUGGACUCGGAGGCCGAGCCGCAACCCUUGCAGGUCUUCGCCUGCAACCACGUCCUGGGCUCCUGCACGGAGGACCAGCAGCAACAGCAACAGCACCAGCUCCUGCAGGGGCAGCCCUGCCAGCAGCGGCAGCCGACCGCCGGCGACGGCGGCAGCAGCAGCCGGAAGAGCACCAAGAAGAAGAACCACUGCAUCGGCUACAAACUCGGGCACCGACGGGCUCUGUUCGAGAAGAGGAAACGGCUCAGCGACUACGCGCUCAUCUUCGGCAUGUUUGGCAUUGUUGUCAUGGUGAUAGAGACCGAGCUGUCUUGGGGCAUCUACAACAAGAGUUCCAUGUAUUCGCUCUCACUAAAAUGCCUUAUCAGUUUCUCCACGUUCAUCCUGCUCGGACUCGUCAUCGCCUACCAUGCCAGGGAGAUCCAGCUCUUCAUGAUAGACAAUGGAGCUGACGACUGGAGGAUCGCCAUGACGUACGAGCGGAUUUUCUUCAUCAGCCUGGAGAUGGUGGUGUGCGCCAUCCAUCCGGUGCCUGGCCGCUACAUGUUCCAUUGGAAGGCGCGCCUGGCCUUCAGCUAUACCAUGUCGGAGACCUGGGCUGACGUGGACAUCAUCCUCUCCAUCCCCAUGUUCCUCCGCCUCUACCUCAUUGCCCGGGUAAUGCUUCUGCACAGCAAGCUCUUCACGGACGCUUCCUCACGCAGCAUCGGUGCCCUCAACAAGAUCAACUUCAACACCCGCUUCGUCAUGAAGACCCUCAUGACCAUCUGCCCUGGCACCGUGCUGCUGGUGUUCAGCAUCUCACUGUGGAUCAUUGCGGCCUGGACCGUGCGUGUCUGUGAGAGGUACCACGACAAUCAGGAUGUCACCAGUAACUUCCUGGGUGCAAUGUGGCUUAUUUCCAUUACCUUCCUGUCCGUUGGAUACGGCGAUAUGGUACCCAACACCUACUGUGGGAAGGGCGUGUGCCUGGUGACAGGGAUCAUGGGUGCAGGAUGCACUGCUCUGGUGGUAGCUGUCGUUGCUAGGAAACUAGAACUAACCAAAGCCGAGAAGCACGUCCAUAACUUCAUGAUGGAUACACAGCUCACUAAGCGGAUCAAAAAUGCAGCUGCCAAUGUUCUGCGGGAGACCUGGCUGAUCUACAAGCACACCAAGCUGCUCAAGAAGAUCGACCAUGCCAAAGUAAGGAAGCACCAAAGGAAGUUCCUGCAGGCAAUCCACCAGCUUCGCAAUGUGAAGAUGGAACAGAGGAAACUCAGUGACCAGGCAAACACUCUUGUUGAUCUUUCCAAGAUGCAGACCAUCAUGUAUGACCUGAUCACGGAGCUGAACGACCGCGGUGAGGACCUGGAGAAGCAGAUUCUGAGCCUGGAGGCCAAGCUCGAGGGACUGACCAGCAGCUUGCAUGCCCUGCCCGGCCUGAUCGCCGAGUCCCUGCGGCAGCAGCAGCAUCAGCAGCUCUUGGGUGCCAUCGCCGAGGUGGGGGGUGACCCCGCUGACUCCCAGCGCUCCGACAGCCAACUGGGCCUCAGCUCAGCCUCCUUCCCCACUGGCUCCAGCAGCUGCUAGGGAGCCGGGGAAUGGGGAGGUAGUUGGAGCUGGACCAAUAUGGCUAGACACCUCCCUCACUCCCACCAACUAUGCUUCCUCCCCAUGCCUCUCCCUCCUAACCUGCCCACUACGGAGGCUGACAGGUGCCAGUGGGGCUUGGCUUCACCGCAGACUGCAUUCUUGCUCCAGGGCACCCUUCCCCAACCCUCCUCAUUCUCACAUUCCCCAACCCAAUACCCUCAAUGCAAGAGAAAGGGCUCCAGAACUGGCUGAUUGG